Molecule: messenger RNA, 42442 nt
Organism: Pelobates cultripes (western spadefoot toad)
Lineage: Eukaryota; Metazoa; Chordata; Amphibia; Anura; Pelobatidae
Source: the annotation of a GenBank genome assembly
CGCCUCUAUAAUUUCGGAUAGAAAGAUGGCGUUCUCGCGAGAUGUUAAUUCUGGUAACCCGGAUGUAAUUGAAAGCGUUUCCAGAAUAAUAGCCCGUGAUUAGCAGAAUUUGGGGUAAAAUAAAUAAAAUAAGGAAUACUUUUUUUCUGUAGUUACAUCUAGCGAAUGUUAGGGUUGCCACCUGUCCGGCAGUAUUAAAAUGCCGGCAAUGCAACGUCCGGUAUCUUAAUUUGGAUACAAGUUGUGUCUCCUGUUACUUGCAGUGUUUUUGUUUUUAUUAUUCUCCCAUUCCAGCUCAUUUUAUAGGAUUAUCACGGACAUCAAACAACAGUCUAUGACAAUUUUUUAAGGAACAAUAUGGGAGAAUGUUUUAAAAUCGCUAUUUUGUAGAUGUUCCCACAACAAAAAUAUACAUGUAUUUAUGCAUUUUCCCCCUUUUCAUUUGGGAUAUAGCUAAAAACAGCUUGCUAAGCUACAUAUUUCAUGUCUGGGAUCUUUGCAAAUCCUCUUCUAUUUCCCCAAUCCAGACUUUCAGUCUGUGAUGGGGAGAAGACCAGUCAGGUUUCUCAUUGAGCAUGCAUGAGAGUACAGCACUAACAUUGGCUCCUGGCAGAUGAAGCACCAGGAGCUAAAGAUGAGCUCAUGGAAGAAGAUGGCAUCUGCCGCGUAGGAUAGGUUCAGGUUAGUUAAACACUACCUUCUCCUGCACAUUACGGCCACUACAAGCGGAGCAGUCAUCAUCAAGUUUAUAGAGCUGCCUCAAAGUACAACGAUAAAUAUAAAACUAUUUUUUAUUAUCCUUUUAUCAAGUUUUGAAAGAAAAUAGUAUCAUUAUUAUUUUAAAAAAAAAGAGGGGAAAAAACCUCAUUGCAACAUUUAGUAUAUGACAGAAUUCUUCAGCCAUAUACAUGCACUUUGGGUUCGACACUGUUUGAAAAAGUAUAAAGUCUCUUUGCUCUUUCCUGCUUCGGUACAGGGAGUGACCACAGAGACUGUCGAUUUUAUUAAGACACGGAGGUUCCUAUUAUGCUGCACUCUUUCUUUAUUUACCUCAGCAGCAAAGAAAAAUAACAUCAGUAUAAAAGAAACCAGUAAAUAACAUGAGGUAUAUCUUCCUAGCAACAGCCAAUCAGCAUCCUCUUUAUAGCAUAAUAGGCAGUGUCCAGUAUACUACUUCCUCUUUCUUUGCUGCUACCUCAGUUAAGUGACUCUGGGUCCCAUGGUUCUUAACUGUGGGAUCUUUUACUUUACUUUAUUCAUAUCAUUACUGUGGUUAAUAUAGUUAUUAUAGUUAUUACAUUUUAAUUAUAAUAUUUUCAUGUUUAUACAUAUUUAGUUACUUCAUUUUAUCGUAAUUUGAUUUAUUUACUUCAUUUGCGUCUGUUAUAUGCUUUAUUAUAUAUCCUUUGAUAAUGUAUUUCCCCUCUGACCUCCCUGGCCCCAAGAUUACCAUCAAUUGGGGCUCAGGGACGUCUUUGAGGAUCUUUAUCCCCUGAAUAGUGCCAUUGUGCUUUUUUUCCCCUUAAUUUAUCUGUUUGGCUGCUGCUCUGCCACCAACUGCCAGAAAUCCAAGUUGGGGUUUAGUUGUAGUGGCAGCCGGGCAGCUCCUUUGUUUUUAUAUUACAAUUGCUAUUUCUUUUCACUAUUGUGAGUACUUUCAUUUCUUUAUCCUGUUUAGUUAUUUCUUUAUUUUUUACUUGAGGGUUACUCAACCCUUUCCUUUUGGUAUUAUUUUGUUUUAUUCAUCCCCUUAGGUUUGUUUGUAUAUUUAUGAUGCAGUCUGACAUGAUCUUUCUGUGCCUUCUGGGUCUACAGCAAACAGGCAGAUUAAUGUAGAAGCCUCUCCAGGUAUCUCUGGAGAUGAGGCUGAAUUUCUGCUUUACCGAUCCUGCUGACAUGCAGGCUUUAAUUGACACUUCCAUGGCAAAAGCAAUGACAAGGCCCUGGUGUCAGGCCACAAGGCCUCAUAUAAGGCUAAACACUCCUCCAAAACAAUAGAGAUGGACAGUACCAUACCUGUCAUGGAUGGCGCGAUUAAUUUACCACUGCGCAAAAGAGCUACUAGUCGGGCAAAAUUGAUUAGACUUUGGAAAAGGGCAAAAGCCCAAUUAAACUCUGAAUCCGAGUUCAGUGAUAUUGAGGAGAAGUUCACCGAGUUCUAUAUGGAGGUGUACCUGUACUCACACCUGCUCUGCUUCAGCCUGGCCGCAAGGCCUCAUAUAAGGCUAAACACUCCUCCAAAACAAUAGAGAUGGACAGUUCCAUACCUGUCACGGAUGGCGCGAUUAAUUUACCACCGCGCAAAAGAGCUACUAGUCGGGCAAAAUCGACUAGACUGGAAAAGGGCAAAAGCCCAACUGAACUCUGAAUCUGAGCUCAGUGAUAUUGAGGAGGAGUUCCCUGGGUCCUAUAUGAAGGAUUCAGAGGAUAUUUCUGAUCCUGAUUAUGAAAUUACUGAUGAAGAGGAUGCUAAUCCCAUUUGGGAUACACGUCCUGUUAAACCUACCAAGAUUUAGGUAGAUUAUGCGGACUCAGGGACACCGAUAGGAUCUUGGACACUCAAUGUGAACCCCUAUUCGAACCUGAUGACCUAUGUCACCCAGUGGUCUCCUCAGACCAUGUAGCCAAGUAUAUUGCAUCCAGAGUACGCAAGCCUUUUGAGAAGGCAAAGUGAAAUAAAUUGCGGGCUGAAUGGCCACACCGAACAGUCCCUGAUGACUCAUGUUAAACGCUAUCAGUCAAUCCUAAAAUCAUUCAAUUCCUGUGUAAGACCGGAUGGAAGCCAUUUAAAGGCUUAGAUUUUCAUUGCAAAACUGUCAGGAUAAAAUCCUGGGCAUCUUGGGCUCAGCAGCCAAGAUCUUUGAAGCAGUGGAGGAUGAUCUAGAAUUAGAUUGCGCCAUCUUAAGUGGUUAGAUCCAGAGAGUAAUUUAAGUUGGCAACGCCAACAAUGCGGUUGUCAUGGAACGCCACAAAUCGAUCUUGCUCAAGAUUGAGCCCAAACGUUUAACUAUGGCUUUGAACGAACCAGAUAACACAGGCAAAAGGUUUUCUCUUUGGGGACAACUUUGUAAAAGAAUUGGGCUCCUUUGUCCUGCUAAACAAACAGAAGUUGUUUUAGACAGAACCAAGGCUCUUAUACUUGCAGAGCCGAUUUCUUUGAACAAUGCACUAUACCAACCUCCUUCUCGCAAAGUGGCCGACCCUGGAUUGUUAGUGGCCUAAGAGGUGCUCCUAAGACGUCUUCACAAUUUCCAUUCUUUCUUACUGAUAGUGGGGGGCAGGCUCACACAUUUUUCCCAUGUAUGAUCCCUCAUUUCAUCAGAUGCUUAGGUUCUUCACACUGUGAAAGGGUAUUGCAUAGACUUCCUUUCUCUACUUGUUCAAUGUUCCCCAUCAAGGGAAAUUGUUUUUUCCCAAUGAGACACAGACCUUGUCUCUGUGGACAAUCAAUUGUAGAGAUUCUGGCGCAUACCCUGGGUUACGUGAGCAACCUUUUCUUGUUUCCCAAAAAAGGCAAAGGUAUCCGUCCAGUGAUAAAUUUGAGACUGCUCAAUAGUUAUGAGCAUAUCAGCACUUCCAAGAUGGAAGGAGAGCAUUGUUUAAGGGAUCUUCUCCAACCAGCAGAUUGGAUGGCCAAAUUGGAUCUGCAGGAUGCAUAUCUCACAGUGCCUAUCCCAGUACAACAUCAAGAUCGAGAACUUCCUGCAAUUUACAUGGUAGGGCAGUAAAUAGAGGUUCAGGUGCCUCCCAUUCGGACUGUCUUCGGCUCCAUGGUGCUUCACCAAGCUCACAUCUUAUAAUAUAUUUAGAUGGCAUUUUCAUUCUGGCUCAGUCUAUUCAAUUAAUCCGGACAUACCUUACAUGGACUUUGAAUCUGUUAGAGAACCUAGGCUUCCUGACCAAUUGGGAGAAAUCUUUUAUCGUUCCCACGCAACAAAUAAAAUUUCUGGGUUAUAUUGGAUUAUUGUAGCUUCUACCCUUCAAACUCUACACCCUCCGGUGGCAAAAUUAGCCAAUAUAAAGAAGGAGAUAGGCGAACACUAGCAAUCUCUCAAACAACUGUUGAGAAUGUUAGGCCUUCUAGCGGCAUCUAUACAGGCCAUUUCUACAGGUCUUCUUGGCUAUCGAGCCCUACAACGAUUACAAACUUCAUCUCAAGGGCAGCACAUCAUACACAGAUAUGGUAACUCUGGACUCAGAAGCGGAGAAUGAACUCCAAUGGUGGCUUCUUCACAUGGAAGCUUGGAAUAAGCACACCAUAUUUUGUACAGCUCCAGAUUUGAUAAUCAAAUCCGACGCAAGUUUGCACGGUUGGGGUGCUCAAUGCAGUACUAUUUCCUCCAAGGGCAGAGAAUCAAACCUGGAAUCAACAUUCCACAUCAAUUGUUUGGAACAUCUGUCCGGUUCCUUUGCAGUCCAUAGUUUCUCCCCAACUCAAGCCCAAUGCGCUAUCCUUCUGAAGAUGGACAACGUGACAGCAGUCCGCUACAUCAAUCACUUGGAGGCACAAAAUACAAAAUUCUGACCUACAUGCCUCGUGAUUGCCGGCAAUUUUGCCUGAGACACGGCAUUUCAGUCACGGCAGAAUAUAUUCAAGGUCUCUCCAACACUACGACGGACUGGUAUUCACGCCAACUCGGAGAUUCCAGCGACUGGCACUUGGAUUCCAUGGUCUUCCAAGACAUCUGGAACCUAUGGGGUCUAUUGGAAAUAGAUCUUUUCGCUUCUCAUUUGAAUGCUCAACUUCCCCGUUUUUUCAGUUGGAGACCAGAUCCGAUAGCACUGGCUAUGAAUGUUUUCUCCAAGGAAUUAUGAUUUUUUGCCUUUCCAUCUACAUCGCCAGUCCGGCACCUGUUGAUCGUGGCUCCUCUAUCGCCGUCCCAACCAUAGUUCUCUUUUCUUCAGGAGAUGUUAUCGACCUUCCAUCUCUCAAGUGCCUUCUUCAGGAUCCAGAUGGUGUACCUCAUCCUCUUGUUCUCCAAGGUCUCUUGCAUCUCAUAGUGUAGUCUAUUUCAGGGAACCUUGGUCGGUCAAGGGAGUUUCGCAAUCAACUCCCCAACUUAUCAAGGGUGCACCCAACACGAGACAGGCUUAUAAAUCUGCUUGGAGCAGAUGGCAUAGUUGGUGCAUGAAAUUAAAUUUAAAUCCCAUAUCGGCUCCUUUUAUGUCUGUCCUCCAUUUUUCUGACUUCUAUGAUGAAGGUAAAGCCUAUCGCACUGUGGACCAUUUCUGCUGGCCAUCAAAGUUUUGAUUGGACGCCUGUCGGUUGACAUCCUGUCAUAUAUUGACUUCUCUGAGGAAUAUGGUUUGCUCAUUCACCCUUACCACGAUACUCUGUCUUGUGGGACGUCUCUAUUGUCUUGAAUGUUUUUUUUUUUUUUUUUUCAAGAGGUUUUUCUGACAUACGAGCUCGUGAGGUGGUUGCUUGUUCCUUUACUCCAGAAGGUGUCCUCUUUGACUUUUCACGGAGGACAAAAACCUCCUCUAAAAUCUAUCUUACCCAGUUUUCCCUGAUAGAUCUCUCCUUUGCCCUGUUGCAUACUAAUGGGUGUGUGAACAUCGUUCUACUACAUUACAGAAUCCUUUGAAACAGGAACUCUUUAUCUCCAUCCAAAAGUCGCAUCUUCCGGUGUCUACUCUAGCCUGGUGGGUCAAAUACGUUAUGUCUCUAGCAGGUAUUGAUACCUAUGUGUCUGUGCCUCAUUCGGUUCGUAGGGCAAUGGCUUCUAAGGCUUCCUCGAUUGGUUGUCGCUUGGAGGAUAUUAUGAGAGCGGCUGGUCUUCGGAGUCUACAUUCCAUGAUUUCUACUUUAGACCUAUUCAACACUUCACAGGAGACAUAAUUUCACAGCUUUGAACUAGCAUAAUAGGAGCCUCCAUGUCUUAAUAAAAUUUACAGAUUUUACUAUUAACAUGACGUAAAGUCAUGAUUUUAUUAAUGACACGGAGGCGAGUAUUAUCCCUCCCUCCCAUCCCUGGAGAUUUGGUCUUCUCUGGGUAAGUUGACUUCACGGUAAGUCUUUUUUGAUUACUGGGUUUUAUCCUUGUUAAUGACUGUCAAGAGCUUAAGGUUUGACUAAACUGAAUUUCAUGUUAUGUGUAUAUAUAUAUCUGAUAUUUCAUGUAAUGCGAAUUUAUGCAUAAAUCCAGUUUUAUACUUGGAUAUUACCAUAUUCUCUUUUCUCUUCCAGCUUGACUUCGAGAUCCAGUUUAAGGCUUGUAUACCCUCUAAUUGGAGCCCACUUUUUAUUUGGAUUUGUUGUCCUUGUUCGGGAUCGCAAGAAAGAGGAAGUAGUAUACUGGACACUGCCUAUUAUGCUAUAAAGAGGAUGCUGAUUGGCUGUUGCUGUUGCUAGGAAGAUAUACCUCAUGUUAUUUACUGGUUUCUUUUAUACUGAUUUAAUGUUAUUUUUCUUUGCUGCUGAGGUAAAUAAAGAAAGAGUGCAGCAUAAUACUCGCCUCCGUGUCAUUAAUAAAAUCAUGACUUUACGUCAUGUUAAUAGUAAAAUCUGUAAAUUUUCAAACACUGUUUGACCAAAGGUGCAUGUAUAUGGUUGAAGAAUCCUAUCAUAAACUAAAGGUAUGGGAUGAUAUGUAUGUAUUUGUGUGUGUGUGUGUGUGUGUGUAAAAUUAAAUAUUAACUUGAUGAAAGGAUUAUUAUAAUAAAAGUAGUUUUGAAGUGACAGUUGUCCUUUAAAGCAGCACUGUCACGCCAGAAAAAGGAGUAUUUCAUAAAGUUAUCUUUCCUGUGUAUAAUAUAUCUCUGUGGAUUACUUGUAGAGCACACUUUUAAGAAAUAUUGUACUUUUGUUCACAACUUUUGAACUUUGACAACUGGCAUGAGGAUGUCCCAACUGUCUCGCGCAUUUGCUAAAGUAGUGCAUUGAGAUCUAUGUAGGUUCCCGUGGUAUUCUACAUAGUUAGAGCCAAUUCCCAGCAGCCGUCACUGGUGACAGUUGGGGAUUGACACCUCUAGGCAUCGGUAGUUCCAGUGUCAAGAAGUGUCAGGCGCAGGAAAAAUAUUGGGACAAUGUUGUCUCUUUUUUGUUUCAGUAUAUCUUUUAAAUAGGUUGGAAUUUCUAUGAAGUUCCAACAGCCAAUAUGAGUAUUUUGUCCAUGUUGCUGGGACUCGCGCCACCAGGCGUUGCAGAUGCUGUCUCAUUCUAUUGGCAGCAUUCCCUGACAGCAAUAUGCAAAAGCAACAUUUACAAAAAGGAGUCGCUUACUCCUACCUGUUGUUGACAUUCAAAAGUUGAAAAGAAAAAAAAAAAGGUACAGUAUUUCUUAUAAGCUCACUCUACAGGGUAUACAUGAUGGCUUGACAAAUCCCAGGCGCUAGGUCAUUAUGCUGACUAGAAAUUUUGUAAUGGCAGCUCUUUAGUGAAGUUGGCCACCCAGGGUAGCAUUAAAGUGGGGAAUUAGGAAGCCAUGUGCAGUUCCCCUCUGCUUGUGUGUUGUUUAGAAAUGCCGGGAGCCAGAAUAUACAAAAAGCGUGCAGGGGAGCAGAGAGGAACUGCAGGAAGAUGAUCACAGGAGCCCCACUGGACCCCAAGGGAAAGAUCCACUUAACUCUCCCAAAGGUAGGGAGGUUGGGUGGACAUAAAUAAAAAUAUUAAUUUGUGUGUGUAUGAGAAAAUGUUUGUCAGUGUGUAUGUAUGUCUGACAGUGUUUGUCUGUUUAGUGACCUGCCCUCUCCAAUUGCAUGGGAACGUUGUUUUACUCACCUUCUUUUCCUACUCCGUGUCGGUUUUGCCGCAGCUGGCCCAGUCUCCAUGGCUGAGAUAAUCAAUCUUUAUGACCUCAGCUAAGCCAAUGCUUAGUUGCCUGUGUCAAUCAGCAUCUCCUCAUAUAGAUACAUUGGGGUGUCCCAAGGCAGCAAUAUAAACACUGCCCUUUCUCUAAAAAGGCAGUGUUUACAUUGAAAAGCCUGCAGGGACAGGCUAUAGACACUAGAACUACUACAUUGAGCUGCAGUGGUUCUGGUGACUAUAGUUUCCCUUUAAGAGUUGAAUUUGUAUUGUUGAAAAUAAACUUUGUUAGUUUAGAAAAUACUGGCUAUUAAUAUUUUUAGUUGGCUCCUAUAUUCCAAACAAAAUUGUCAAGUUCUUGUAUUUAUUGAGAUAUAUAAUACAGAGGAAAGUUCUUCAUGAUGUCCGAUUAAUUUAUUGUAGAAAAAUGAUAUGCAUGGUAAAAGUGCAGACCACAUAAGACAGCAUGAAAAUACCUUGCCACAAUACAAUGCCCAUGUAAGCACUUGAAGGGGGUAGGGUGACAGAUUUUGUGCCUACUAAACUGUUACUUUCAUCAACUAUAGCAACUUUGUUUUGCAAAUUCCAAGUAGAUUUUGAUGUGUUUUUCCCUCCAGCCACAGUUUUAGCAUAAGGCUGCAACAUAAAAAAAUAAAUUAAAAAAAUGAAGGGGUCUGAAUACAUUCAAAAUGCACUAUAUUAUAUACAUAGUACACACAUUUGGAGGUCAUUUUUCUUGGUUUUAUUGAUAAUGGAACUUUUCAGCAUGUUCCCUCCCCUCUUACGUUACAUUAUAUUUGCGUGACGUCAUGUCCUGUGAUGUCAAGCAUAUGUAAUUAUGCAAAUUGGCAUGGCUAGUGGUUUUCCAAGGAAGGUUGCAACCAUAGAUCUCAUCCCACUGCCUUGUUGUAGUAUGCGUAAAGGGUUGACAAGCUUUGCCAACAUUGUUAUGCGGAGAACGCUUAUUAGAGUUCUGGAGACGUAUAAAAUAUCAGAUUACCCACCUGCAGGUAUUAUGAUUGCUCCUGGUUACUGUAACACCAUUAGGUUGUAGAGUUGUAAUCAAAAUUAUUCAUCCCCCAUUGAAAAUCAGGGUUAUUGUCAAAAUUUACAGACUUUCUGCUGUUUGCAAUGAACAAAUCAAACAAAAGCAAUUGAAGCAUUCAUUGUGUUGAGCUAUUUCAAGUGACUUCCCCAAAUUCAACUGAAAAUGGAGAUUCACUUCUACAGUCUCAAAAUUAUUCAACCUCUUAAUGAUAAGCAUAUUUUGUACUUAGUAGAGCACCUUUUUCCUCUUUUGACCUGCUGCAAACGACAUGCAUAGCCAGACACCAGCUUCUGGCAGCAUUCCUGAGGAAUCUUAGACCAUUGCUUAUGAGCAAUGUCCUUCAGUUGAGUAAUAUUCUUGGGUUUGCGUGCUGCAACCCCAUUCUUCAAAUCCCACCAGAGAUUUUCUAUGGGGUUCAAGUCAGGUGACUGUGAUGGCCACUUUAGAAUUUUCUACGACGACUUCUGCAACCAAUCCUUAGUGGCAUUUAAAGUAUGCUUUGUAUCAUUGUCUUGUUAGAAUGUGCAAUGACGGCCAAGCAUUAGCUUCCUCACAGAUAGCAUGACGUUUUCUCCUACGAUUUCCUGAUACUUCAGUGAAUCCAUCUUGCCUUUCACAUGCUGCAGGUUUCCAGUGCCAGUGGAUGCAAAGCAGCCUCAGAGCAUCAUGAGCCACGCUUAACUGUAGACAGAGUGCCUCAUUCUUCUUCCUCCAGGACAUACCGCUGAUCCAUUUAGAUUAAAAGUUCCUGUUUUGUUUCAUCGCUCCACAGAAAAGAAUCCCCAAUCUUCCAUGGUUUGUUUUAUAGUGUUUUUAGCAUAUUGAAAACGACUUUUCUUGUGCUUUUGGUUCAGUAGUGGUUUACAUCUUGGCGUUGGCAUGGAAACCUUCUGCGUUUAGUACUUGUUUUACUGUGUCCACUGAAAAAUCAGUGCCUGUUGCCACUAGGUUUUGCUGCAGGUCUUUUGCAGUCACUCUAUUGCUGCAGGGGUUGCAGCCAUUGAGAGCUUCACUUUGAGCUUGCAAAUUAUGCUUCCAACAGUGUCUCUAGGAACAUUCAGUGACUUUUCUAUCUUCUUGUAUACUUUGUUUAUGAAAGACGAUGAUCUCUUCUCUUUGUGGACCAUGCUUUUGACUUAGCCAUAUUUCUAAAAUGCAGUCAAACGUGACACUCAACAAACCCCUAGCCAGUUCAAGUAUUUCAAGUGCUCCAGCUCAAGCACACCUGGUGCAACUAAUGAAGCCUUUGAUUAGUUGCAUCAGGUGUGCUUGAGACAACAACUGGUUUGCAUAUUUGUGCUUUUGGGAGGGCUUAUAUUCAGGGGGUUGAAUAAUUUUGAGUUAUAAGUUUCAUUUUUAGUUGAAUUUGGAAAAAUUACUUGAAGCAUGCGUUGAGUUGAGCUAUUUCAAAUACUUUUGUUUGAUUUGUUAAUUGCAAACAGCUGAAAGUGAAAUUUGACAAUAAACCUGGUUGUCUAUGGGGGUUAAAGAAUUUCGAUUAUAACUGUUUUAGAUAGCAUUCAUUCCAGAUAUUCACAUUGUGUAAGUUAAUAAUCAUGUAAUAGAUCCCAUUAAAAAAUGACUAUUGUCUUUUAGUGAUAGCAUCUAAAAUUCAGUUACGUUUGGUCUCCUCGAUUCCUUCACCUUCCAGCAGAAUGUGGAACUAUCUGUGAAAAAGGCACUGGGGUCGUGAUUUUUACAGUUAUUUUCCAUUAUUAUUUAUAUAGUUCCAGUAUAUUAUGCAGCACUUUACAAUUUUAUAAAGGGGAUAUUUAGAGGCAAAUAAUGCCUUGCUCAAACAAGCUAACAAUUGAUGAGGAUUUGAGGUAGGCAGGUGUGUAUCGGUUGGUGUAUUGCCCAAGUUUUAAGGCAGUGACAUUGCCACUGCUCUAACCAGCCAAUAUAAAUGUUAAUUGCCAGGAAUUUAAAGUGAUUUUUAAAUUUUUAUAGAAAGAUAUUAUUUUUUUUUUUUCAAUUGUUUUAUUUUGGCCAAAUUUUUAAAAUUUUGUUUGAAUUCCCAACAAUUCACAUUUUGAUUACCAACACUGCAUUUUUAACUUUGGUUUUGUCAUUGAACGUACACUCCCACCCUCUUAACAACUUAAGCUCAUUUACGGUUUUAUGUUGGGCAAUUUCCUUCCUUGAGGGAUUAAACUGUUUUGCCACUCUUUACUUCAGGGGUCUGGAGUGCCCUUCUAAUGUUAAAGAUAUAUACUGAAUAGAAGUGACAGCACUGGCAAUAAUUCCUAGACGUUAUUAUCCUCACCCCUCUUACACCAAAAGAAUUAAUACUAGCGGAAAAAAUUAAACCAAAUAUAUCCAUCUCCUAUACAAUGUCAGUACAAUUUUGACAAUCUAAGUGUGUUCGGUGCUUUUAUUUUCCUAAUGCUUUUCUUGUAAAUUUUUAUUCACAGCCUCUGCCAGUCAUGUCAGCUAAUUUUGAAGAGAGAAGUGGCAUAGUGUCAUGUACAACUCCUUGGGGCUGCUGGUACCAAACCAUGGAGGAAGUUUUUAUUGAAGUUCACGUGCCUCCUGGAACACAAGCCAGAGAUAUUCAUUGCAAACUUGGAAGCAGGGAUAUAAGACUAACAGUGCAGGGAAAAGAUGUCAUAAAGGUGAUUGGUGCUUCUGUAUGAGUCUAUAAAUUACAAGUGGCGUUGAGAUUGAUUAUUUCUGGUGCUAGUGAACAUGCAACACCUUAGCAAAUUAGAUGUAGCUGAAAAACAACAUGGCUGAUGGGACACUCCAAACAACAUGAAUCUUGCAUAGGUUAUGGUGCUAGGAGUUCCCUGUCUCUCCAUCAUGUGCUUAAUAGCUGCAGGUUUUUCUGCAGUCAUUACACUACUUACCACUCUGUCUUAUCAUAGGGUAGGUAUAUGUUGCCUUGCAUGUAUAAAAUCCUGUAUGCCUCUGCCUUCAGUUUUCUGAUACAUAAUUUAGCUUCCAUAACCAUUUUUUUAUAUUUGUAUUUUAUUAAGUUAUACAUAAUAGCAUACAUAUUAACCAGUGUAUAAAAGGUAGUGUGAGUGUUCAUGUUAACAAUGAGCACACAGAUGGGGUCUCAUACAUAGUUUAGGAGUAUUAUUCCUCCCUCUAAUUUCUCAUGUUCGUCUUCUUGUCUCAGAGGGUUAAGUGUCCGCUUGUUUUUUCAGGUUGUAUGAACUGUCUCUUGUAUCUAGUGAGCAGUCCCUUUACUGUGUGUGUGGUCGGGUGCUUGGCUCUGGUCCUCAUUUACGGCUUAUUGGUGCCGCUUCGUGGUGCAAUUCUAUAGUUCCCUUUGGUAUUGGCGGCGGCCCCGUGGUCAGCGGCUCCUUGUGUGGGUGCCGGGUAUUUGUCUUCUGUCCUCGGCUGGCGUGACAGGCCUAGUUUCUGCAGGAAGGGCCCAGUGUGUCGUCCGGUGAGGCUAGUACGACACUCUCACCUCCCAUGUCGGUUAUUAGGGUUCAGUCCAUACCCCAGCGGUACUUUAUAGACGUGCCCCGUGGUCUUCCGGCUAUUGGUGCCAGCCGUCUCCUCACUGUCAGGACCGAGAAGGGGAUAUCGGCGUAUAUUGCCACUUUGCAUCCUUCCCACGGUACUGGCCUUAUCUCCCUGGAGCAUUGCAGUAUCUCUGCUCUCACGGAUAUGUCCUUUGUCAUGGCUGUAACGUCUCCGGGUGCUCCACUCGGUGCUGCAGCCGACUUCUGCACUCUAAACGUCGAUGUAAUCAGUGGAGAGUCUGGGCUGCAUUGCAUACUGGUGGAGGAUAGUAUAUUGUGGACCCACUUGUGGAGCUUCGUGGUCUCAACCGUCUCUGGGAUACCCCUGAGACGCAGGUUUCGUCGCCAGAUGCAGCACCGUUCUGCUCAGGUGCUGCAUCUGUGUGGUAAGUGCUGACAGUUUAGCAUCUGUAGCUUGGGUCUGCACUUCUCUGGCGGCUUCCUUCGUCUCUAGCUCCCGGACCUUUUGGUGGACUGCUCCUACUUCGGUCUGGACUUCCUGUAGGUCGUCUUUCCACACUCUCCAGAGGUCCACCAGAAGGCGCUUUAUGUCCCCUUUUGUAGAGGGUGUCUCGUCCUUCUCGGACUCCGACCUGAGGGAAGCUUCUUCGGAUCUAGGCGAGGGCAAGGCCUCCCUAUCCUCCUGUGAGGCUUCUGACGCCUCCGUAUUAUACUGGGUCUCAGGCGCCAUCUUUGCUGGUUGGCGUGGUUCCGGUCGCUCGAAGAAAAGCCAUAUAUCAGGCUGUUUGGGCGUUUCUAAGCGGUAGGGCUUUUUGUGCUUGCGCCCCAUUGUCUCUAUCUGAGGGUUGUCUCUAUUAUUGGCUUGAAAUUGUUCUCUUUUUGUGGCCUUUUUCUCUUUUUCCACUAGGCCUUUACGGAGCUCUGUGGAGAGAUGUCUGUUUAGUUCGGUUGUCAGCCACGCCCCAGGUCUCACUUUUUAAGAUGGUUAAAACACAAAACAAAGAGCAUGCCCCCCAACCAUCCCUAUUUUUGUUGGACAGUGCUGAUUUUAGCAUCCUGUUCCAACCACCCCAAAGGUGGGACACCAGGGAACUGUACCUAAAAUGUGUUGCAAUCACGCUGCGUUCAGAACACUAAGAUCCUGCAAAGAGCACAGAAAAAGUGCUUCCUGCAAGUCCUGCACUCAUUGGCUGGCUUGCUCGAUUGGCAGCCUGGCUAACUUGCCCACUGUCUGGGCAGGUCCACCCCUUUGUGAAGAACUAGUGACACAAUGGCAUCAGUGGCCCGCUGUUGGGACGUAGGAAAUAUUUUAUCCCAAUUUUAAUAAUAGAUUCCCUAGCGAUAAUAUACAGUUCAUUCAGGAAAUAUUCAGACAUAGCUUGGUUGCUGCUUCUAAGUGAUGCUUUAAAGUGUGUGCUUGAAGAUAUUCUGGAGAAUUUUACUGAUUAUUCAACUAAGAUUUUUUUUCUAAGACCUGUUACAGAUUAGAGUCAUGUAUAGGAAAAGGUUUUUUGAUUGUACAAGGUUUGGUUUCCUGUUGGUAAUUGGUAAGUCAUCUGAUUUGAUUAGGUACGUGUUUGCUAAUUGCUGUUGAUUGAAUGUUAAUAAGCAUAGACCCACCCGGGUGGUAAACAUUCCUAAGGGGUGGUGCUUUUAGGAGUUAUAUAAGGGUUGUGGUCAUUAGCUCGGCUAAUAUAGCUUGGUAAGUACUUCUAAGUACUGCUUCAAAGUGUGUGCUUGGAGAUAUUCUGGAGCGUUUACUGUUACAGUUAAGAGUCAGCUAUAGGAAAAGGUUACUGAUUGCACAAGGUUUGAUUUCCUGUUGGUAAUUGGUAAGGCAUUUGAUUUGAUUAGCUAGGUGUUUGCUAUUGAUUGUUGGUUAAUUAGCUAUUGUUUGCAAAUAAGCAUAAGCCCACCCAGGUGUUAAACAUUCCUAGGGGGUGGUGCUUUUAGGAGCUAUAUAAGGGUUGUGGACAUUAGGUUGGCUAAUAUCGCUUGGUUGUCAACUCAAAGUGCUGCUUCAAAGUGUGUGCUUGGAGAUAUUUAGGAGAUAAACUGGUGGUAAGCGAGGUAUACAGGAGGUGGGAAAAAAAAAAGUAAGAUUCGAUUUGUUUGAUUUAAAUUACUAACCUGAUUAAAAUGGCAGACUUAUUUCAGUGUAAUAGUUAUUAUACAUUUGUUUCAUGUUCCACUUUUUGGAGAUUUGGAUGCUGUCUCAUCUGUAGACAGUUUUCUAUUUUGCAGCAAGAGAUUGUAUUUUUUAAGUCUGAGAUUUGUAAAUUAUCUGUUAUUAUCUGAGACUGUUGAAAAGCAACUGCCAAAGAGACAGCCUAGGAAUGGCAGAUGUAUUAUUGUGGUCUGGUAGACUUAUAGUUGUGAAUAUAAAGCUUAUUGCACAGUCUGUGGCUCUACAUAAUUCAUUUUUAGCACUUUCAGAGUGUAGUGGUAUUGUGGAGACAAGCUCAAGCACCCAGUGUAAUGGUGUUGUGGAUACAGGCCCAGGCACCAAGUUUGUGGAACCAACCAAUGACAAAAAGGACAAGUUGAGGCCUGAUAGAAAGCAGUUGUUGUUGGGGGAUUCUAUCAUAAGAUGUGUGGAGCUGGACAGUAGUGGCCUUGUGAGAUGUCUUCCUGGAGCUACUGCUCGCAGAGACAGGAGACCUAUUUUUAAUAUGGUUAAGCAAGCAAAGCAGGAAGAGGAAUUGGAUGUACUUGUCCAUCUUGGGACAAAUGACUUGGCUUGCAAUGAGGUUUCAGAGGUAAAGGACGUUUUUUAUGUUUUUGCCAAUGAUAUACGACAGGUUGCUUCCACACUGUCAUUCUCUGAAGUUUUGCCUGUGCAUAACACUCAGAAUGAUAGGCGGAUGCGUAUUAGGGACUUUAACUUGUGGUUUGGUGAAGGGUGUCGGGAGCAAGAAUUUGGCUUAAUUUUUCAUGGUAGCUCUAUUUGGAAUGGAAAUGAACUGUACAAAAAAGAUGGUUUGCAUCUUCCGCAAAAGGGAACAAAUGUUCUCAGUGAGCAGUUGAGAGGUUUUGCUAGUAUGUAUUUAAACUAGUAGGAGGGGGCAAAAGGGUGAUAAAACAUUGCCCCCUAAAACAAGGACAGAAAGUACCUGUAGCAAGUGUUGGGGAUAAAAUCAGCCCGGGCCCUUUGUGGAUGAUGGAUAUUUGCCAACUCAUACAGAGCUCUGGAAAUUGGAAAUGAAUAGCAGAGACAUGUUCGAUAACCAAUUCAAAUUGUAUUCAUACGUCAGUUAUAUUUAUACCCCAUUUUCAUAGCAGGAUGGGAGGGGGAAAAAUGAGCAUAUGGGCGUGACAAUGACAUUGUUUUUCACAAGUUACAAACAGCUGUUUUUAGUUAUAAUUAGAUGUUACAUAAUGUAUGCAUAUUGGAUAAAACCCAGAUGAUUACAAAUACCAAAAUCUUGGACAAUUAACAAGGUCAUUCCAGAAUCCUUAUCAUUUCAUGUCAUGUCAUGUAGAUAUCCAAAAUCAUGUUCCAAUAACAUUUCCCGUAAAUAGAUAAGUUUUAUUUCCGAGAAUUGGAGAUACAAUUCCAAAUCUAUUCUUGGUUCAAAUUAACCCUUAUAUGAACAGCUAGGCUAUUGAGCAAAAUGGUUGUUCGCAUCCACAAUUCCCCUCUUAGAUCAUAUCAUGAUCUACCUUACGGAAUAUCCAUGGGAGGCCUGCGGCAGAGAAACGAAAGGAGGUAUAUUCAGACGUGCUAAUCACGUCUGCGGGACUUUCAUUAUUUCUUCACCUCGAUUUCCCCCAUUUGCUCUGUGCCGUAGGUUUUCCCUUUAAGAGGAGAUCGAGCUGUCGAUUUUCAGCUUCUGUAAUCAUCUGUUGUACACAUCUUUUAAGUGUACAAGUUAAAUAUUUCAAACAGCUGACAUCUUAACCAAUUUUAAACAGACUGCACAUCAUGUUAUCUGUAACUUGAGCCUUGGAUCAAAACAGGCAAAGUGUAUUAUUCCCAACAACGGGAAUAUUAUUAUUAUUAUAAUUCACAACGUAAACACAUAUAAUCAAAAAUGGGAAUAAAAUCGAUUUCCCCUCUUUGCACCAGGGUCUUGGAUUACCAGUCCACCCAGUGAACUUGGGCCAGGUCAAAAAACCCAGUGGCAAAAACUCAUAGUUGAGAAAAAAGCACAUCUGGGUAAAUUCUAAGUGAGGACCAUGACUGUGUAGACAUGUCAUCCCCUCACGUUGACAGCAUUAGUGACUUAUAAAACCUGCACUUGUAAGUAAAUAGCUCGGGUAUCGGGAUUGGGAAACACUUCUUGAUUAGUUUGAAAAGGCCCACUUACAUAUUAAAUCAUAAGAUCAUUUCUAAUCAGUUUGCAAUUCUAGCAAUAAUCCCAAUCAUGACCUUGCGUCCUAUGCCUCCUAAUCAAAUCCCUAUUUUGAUGGUCCAGUCAUAUCCACACUUAAUACAUGGGAAUCCAUCCUUGGUACACUCAACAUACAUAGUACAUCCAUGCCUGAGUAAGCUAACACUUCCUCUCUCUCCGGCUAACUCUACAAAAAUAAAAAUAACAAAAUAGUUCAAUAGUCCAGAAAAAUAUUAUAAGUCUUUCAAGGAGUAUAAAGAAUCUUAGACACCAUAACAUAGCUAAGUGUAGCAAUAUGGCUGACAACAAGACAAUGUCAGCUUCCACAUAGUUCUUAAUUCUUCUGUUUGCUGGAUGUUCACCACAAUACUCUGUGCAACACCCCAAUUGUUGAAAGGGUAAUACAGAAAUAGCGGCAUUAGACAGCACUGCAUCUUCAGGACUUUCCAAGUUAGUUUAUGUCCUCAUAAGUAAGCAUCUCAGUUUCUUCGGCCAGCAUGGUUUUUGACCAAACAGAUUUAAUUGCAAAAAAGAUAGGUAGGCAGGUAGGUCAGCCAGAGAGAUUGGUGUGUAGUCCCAAAUAUCAGGCGGCACAAAUACUUCUCUAUAAUCAUACUAACACAAGGAUCAGUACGACAUCAAUAAAUUAAUUAUCUAGGCUAAACUCAAAUUAGAGACUAAAGUUAAACUCUUAACUAGUGUAACAUGUACGUCUCUCAGUUUUGUUUAUGUCCUUUAUGUUUAUGUUUUUGUAUUUGUCCUUUAUAAAAUUUUAAUACAUAAUUUCCCUUUAGAAUGCCUUUGUAUGGAUGAGAGAAGCACUCAUUCUAUAUAAAUGCUUGUUGAGUACUAAAACAAUAACAUAUACAUAUUGGUAUAAUUCCCAAUAAAAUGCUGUUUUUAAAUUUAAACCUUGAUUUGAUAAUCUCAAUUAAUUACUUUAAUAACAUUGAAAUGCUGAAGUCUGUCAGUUUUGUGGACCCUGAUAACAUCUUUGGAAACCGAAACCUUUUAUAGAUCCUGAUGUCCAAAAAGCCACCAGCUCUGUAGGUGUGUGAUCAUGUUUUAAUACAUGUUAGAACCUCCAUACAGUUAUCCCACUUCUAACACCAGUUUGUUGGGGAUAAAAUCAGCCCGGGCCCUUUGUGGAUGAUGGAUAUUUGCCAACUCAUACAGAGCUCUGGAAAUUGGAAAUGAAUAGCAGAGACAUGUUCGAUAACCAAUUCAAAUUGUAUUCAUACGUCAGUUAUAUUUAUACCCCAUUUUCAUAGCAGGAUGGGAGGGGGAAAAAUGAGCAUAUGGGCGUGACAAUUACAUUGUUUUUCACAAGUUAUAAACAGCUGUUUUUAGUUAUAAUUAGAUGUUACAUAAUGUAUGCAUAUUGGAUAAAACCCAGAUGAUUACAAAUACCAAAAUCUUGGACAAUUAACAAGGUCAUUCCAGAAUCCUUAUCAUGUUAUGUCAUGUCAUGUAGAUAUCCAAAAUCAUGUUCCAAUAACAUUUCCCGUAAAUAGAUAAGUUUUAUUUCCGAGAAUUGGAGAUACAAUUCCAAAUCUAUUCUUGGUUCAAAUUAACCCUUAUAUGAACAGCUAGGCUAUUGAGCAAAAUGGAUGUUCGCAUCUACAGCAAGUGUGUUAAAAAUGAUAAGCUUAGUCAUGUCUACAAAUGCUCGCAGUUUAGGUAAUAAGAUCCAUGAACUUGUGGCAAUAAUGGCAACUGAUAAUGUAGAUUUAGUUGCUGAGACAUGGUAUAAUGAGAAAAAUUACUGAGACAUACAAUUCCAGGGUAUUCUUUAUAUAUAAAAGACAGAGAUGGUAAGAAAGGGGGGGAGAGUUGGCCCUGAAUGUGAAGGAUAACAUAAAAUCUAGCCUAAUAAAUAUUAGUGAGGCGAACAUAGUCAGUUUAGGUUACGUUAGAAUUUAGUAAUCACACAGUAACUCGUGUAGGUGUGAUUUAUAGGCCCACAGGACAAAUAGAAGAGUUAGAUAAUCUACUAGUUGAGGAAAUAGCUAAAAUGACAAUGAAGGGGGAAGUUAUCAUCAUGGGUGACUUCCAGAUGUGAACUGGAAAACCAAAAUAGCUGCUUGUGCCAGGAGCACACAUAUUCUAAACUCAUUACUGGGACUAUCUCUAAAACAAGUCAUUGAGGAGCCAACUCGUAAGGAGGCCAUACUAGAUUUAGUGAUAACAAGUGGAGAUUUGGUAUCAGAUAUUACUGUAGGUGAAAGUUUAGGUUCCAGUGAUCACCAGUCCGUGUGGUUUAAUAUAAGAACAGUGACUGAGUCACACCACACAAAAACAAAAGUUUUAGACUUUAAAAAAACAACAGAUUAUUCUAAAAUUAGAAUGUGUGUAAAGGAGUCAUUAUCAGACUGGAGCACUUUAAAUGGAGUCCAAGAGAAAUGGGAUUAUUUAUUGCACUAGUAAAGGCAACACAAAAUUGCAUUAGGCUUGUCAGUAAGAGCAAAAAAUGAAAGAAACCACUAUGGUACUUCGCAGAAGUGGCCAAAAUAGUGAAAAACAAGAAGUUAGCAUUUAGUAAUUAUAAAAAAAAACAGAGCGAGGAAGGUAGACAGAUCUAUAAGAUUAGGCAGAAAGAGGCUAAGCAAGUUAUAAGAGUUGCAAAGUCACACACAGAAGAGAAAAUAGCCCAGUUAGUAAAAAAAAAAAGGGGGGGGACAAAACAUUUUUUAGAUACAUAAAUGAGAAGAGGAAAGUAAAGCAAGGAUUAGUUAGAUUAAAUACAAAAGAAGGUAGGUAUGUAGAAGAGGAUAAAGGUCUAGCUGACUACCUCAAUGAAUAUUUUUGUUCAGUUUUUACAGAUGAAAAUUAAGGAAAGGGACCUAAGUUAGGAAAAAGGAUAAAUGAGGAAUUUGUUACAUGUGAGUUUAAAGAGGAAGAGGUUAUAUUUCAACUGUCAAAAGUAAAGACAAAUAAGUCGAUGGGGCCUGAUGGAAUACACCCAAAGUUAUUAAAAGAGCUUAGUGGUGUACUAGCAAAACCAUUAACGAAUUCUAUUUAACCAAUCAUUGUUAACGGAAGUAGUCCCAGAAGAUUGGAAAUUAGUGAAUGUUGUGCCCAUUUACAAGAAAGGUAGUAAGGAGGAGACGGGCAAUUAUAGGCCAGUAAGCCUUACUUCAGUAGUGGGGAAAGUAAUGGAAACUAUGUUAAAGGAUAGGAUUGUUGAACAUCUAAAAUCGCAGGGAUUUCAAGAUCUGAGACAACAAUGGUUUACUUCAGGGAGGUCAUGCCAAACUAAUCCUUAUGAUUUUUUUUGAUUGUGUAACUAAAAUAAUAGAUCAGGGUGGUGCAGUAGACAUUGCUUACCUAGAUUUCAGUAAGGCUUUUGACAGUGUUGCACAUAGAAGGCUUAAACUGCAAUCUUUAAAGGGACACUAUAGUCACCUAAACAACUUCAGCUUAAUGUAACAGGGUUGAUGUUCCAGUAGGGAUAAGCCAAGUGGCAAAUGAUUUUGGUAAAUUAGAAAAAUGGUCAGAGCUGGAGCAACUGACAUUUAAUGUGGAUAAGUGCAAGUUAGUGCAUCUUGGACGUAAAAGCCCAAGGGCAGAGUAUUGACUAUUUGAUAUAGUCCUAACCUCAACAUCUGAGGAAAGGGAUUUAGGGGUAAUAAUUUCAGAUGACUUAAAAGUAGGCAGACACAAUUCUCACUACGGAGGUCCAUUUAUUCAGCUUGUCUGUACAAUACAGUAAAUGUUAAAAAAGUUCUAUGCAUGCCGUACUUGUGUUCCAAUAAUACAGCGCUUGUGAAAGCUGUUGUGACUAUGCAAGCACUGUUGUAAUCCUACGCACAAAAAAAAAAAAAAAAGUAGGCAGACAGUGUAAUAGAGCAGCAGGAAAUGCUAGCAGAAUGCUUGGUUGUAUAGGGAGAGGUAUUAGCAGUAGAAAGAGGGAUGCUCAUUGUACAGAACACUGGUGAGACCUCACUUAGUAGAGUCAGUCUACUAAUAAUGUACUUUUUAUUUUAAAAGAGGAUAGAAAACUAAUAAGGAUAAUUUUGACAAAGUCAAAUCGGAAUGCUGGUAAUUGCUGGACCUCUUUAAUGGAAAUUGGGCAGACUUGAUAGGCCGAAUUGUUCUUAUCUGCCAUCACAUUAUAUGUUUCUAUGACCCGUUAAAUUUUUCAAAAAAUUUUUUAAUGUUGCAGCCUUAUGCUAUAAAUGUUUACAUUAUUUUUUACAUCAAUCUGCAUUCAGUACCCAAUAAUGACAAAACAGAAAGCAGAAUUUUGAAAAGUAUGCAAUUUUAUUAAAAUGUAAAUGCCAAAAUACCACAUUGACAUAAGUAUUCAGACUCUUUGCUAUUGCACUUGAAAUAUGGCUCAGGUGCUUCCCACCUUUGAGAAAUUUCUACUUGUUGAUUAAAGUCCCCCUGGAAAAUUCAAUUGAUUGGACAAGAUUUGUAAAGGCACAUACCAGUCUCAUUUCUGUAAAUGUAUAGCAGAGCAAAAACCAAGUCAUAAGGUCAGAAGAACUGCAUGCAUUGCUCGGACAGCAUUAUGUUGAGGCACAUAUAAAAGACUACAAACAAAUUCAGCUUCAUUGAAGGUUACCAAGAGCACAGUGGCCUCCAUAAUUCUUUAAUUGAACUUUGGAUCAGCCAUCACUUCCUAAAGGCAUUUGCUAAACUAUGUAAUGGACAGAAAUGGGCGUUUAUAAGAAAGGUGACCAAGAAACUGCUCAUUUCUUUCAUGUGCAUACAUUAUCUUUACAGCUCACUCUGGGAAAAGAAAUUAGCAGAAGGAUAACCAUCACUGCAACACUCAACACUGUGGCAUCACAGAAGACACAUUAAUACCACUUGGAAUUUGCACAUAAAUGACUCAAACUGAGGAGAUUCUUUGGUCUACUGAAUUGAACAUUUAACUGUUGAACCUCAAUUCAGAGCAUCAUCUCUAGAAGAAACCAGGUCCUGCUUAUCACCUGCGCAAUACUGUCCCAAAAGUGAAGCAUGGUGGUUGUAGCAUUAUACUUUUGGGGUGUUUUUCAUUGGCAAACUGAUCCUGAAAAAAUACUUAUAACAACGAUAGCAUAACACUGCAACCUAUAAAACUGUGAAAAAAUUAAGUGCUCUUAAAUGUUUCUGAAAACACUGUAUACUUUUGCCUAUAGAAAACUGCACAGUGUAUUGCAUGCUCCCUAAAUGGAGUUGGGAUUAUUAGGUAAGUCUGUCCCCUGAUAUUUUCUGUUUCUACACAGAUGCAUUGAUGCCAUAAUUUUACCAAAUUACAUGGUUCACUUUUAAGUUUCAUGUACGGUAUAUAAAUAGAGAUAAAGAUACAUUUGAUGUAGAUAUAUAUAAAUGAAACCUUUUAUGUUUUUUGUCUUUUUUUUUUUUUUUAAACUACCUUUUCAGGGAAAAUUAUUUGAUUCUACCAUAAGUGAUGAGGGAACAUGGACCUUAGGUAAGUGUAAUAUAAAAAGAUAUUUUUAUAUAGUCAUUAGAUGUUAAGCAGUUACUUGUUUUUAUAUUAUCGCGGAGAACUAGUCAGUCUACUAAUAAUAUACUUUUUAUUUUAAAAGAGGAUAGAAAACUAAUAAGGAUAAUUUUGACAAAGUCAAAUCGGAAUGCUGGUAAUUGCUGGACCUCUUUAUUGGAAGAAGAGUAUUCUGCUGAUCCACUGGUGCAGGAUCAAAUGCAAAAAAAACUUACAUUGGAAAGAUUUCAAAGCGAGGUAAUAUAUGCAAUAUUUUUGUGAAUUGUUUUCAUAGUUUCAUUUUUUAUGAGUCAGACAAGUGUCUAAUUACUUGCCUAGAUCAAUAAACACACAUCUUUGUUUUAUAAUUUGUCAUGUACAAACUUCUAGUUAAAUGAACACACUAGGGUCAGGAGCACAAACAUGUAUUUCUGACCCUGUAUUGGUAAAAACUCUAUUUAGCCCCUACUGCUCCCCCUUGCCCCCUAUAUAUAGUAAAACCUUACCUUUAUUCCAGUCUGCUGGUGCUGGCUCUGCCCCGAUCUGUCUUUUUGGCUGAUAUCAGAAGUGGUGAGCUCAGCAAGUCACAAUGCUUUUCCAUAGGAAAGCAUUGGAAUGGCUGGGAUUGUCCACGAGGCAGAUCAGGGGCAGAGCCAGCACCAGCCAUACACAGCCCUGGCCAAUCAGCAUCUCCUCAUAGAGAUUCAUUGAAACAUCUAGAGUCCAAAAGUGCAGUAAGUAACAAGAGGUAGAAAACACACAUUUAAAAGGGCUAUGGCCAGCUCUGGUUUGAAGAGCAUACAGUUGUAUAAUCCCUGGUUAUGGGAUGUGGGAAUAUGUAUCCGUCAGCACCAUCUGGUAAUCCAAAAGGGAAGAUAAAAGGCAACAGUAGUGCUCUCAAUUGUGAUAAAAUAGAGUAUAAAAGAGUGAUAAGAGUAAUACUCACAAGUGUAGAGCAGAAACAAGGAGUCAGUGCAUCAAGAGCCACCACACACAGACGGAUCCUGGACAUGGGCUUCAGAUGUUGUAUUCCUCUUGUCAAGCCGCUCCUGAACAACAAACAACAUCAGAAGCGUCUUACCUGGGCUAAAGAAAAACAGACCUGGUAUGUUGCUCAGUGGUCGAAAGUCCUCUUUUCUGAUGAGAGCAACUUUUGCAUCUCAUUUGGAAACCAAGGACCCAGAGUCUGGAGGAAGAAUGGAGAGGCACAUACUGCAAGAUGCUUGAAGUCCAGUGUGAAGUUUCCACAGUCUGUGUUGAUUUGGGGAGCCAUGUCAUCUGCUGUUGUUGGUCCACUGUGCUUCAUUAAGUCCAGGGUCAACGCAGCCGUCUACCAGGAGAUUUUGGAGCACUUCAUGCUUUCUUCCGCAGACAAGCUUUAUGGGAAUGCUGACUUCAUUUUCCAGCAGUCCCACACUGCCAAAAGCACCAAAGCCUGGUUCAAUGACCGUGGGAUUACUGUGCUUGAUUGGCCAGCAAACUCGCCUGAUCUGAACCCCAUAGAGAAUCUAUAGGGCAUUGCCAAGAGAAAAAGACAUUAGACCGAACAAUGGAGAAGAGCUGAAGGCCGCUAUUGAAGCAUCCUGGUCUUCCAUAACACCUCAGCAGUGCCACAGGCUGGUAGCUUCCAUGCCACGCCACAUUGAGGCAGUAAUUGCCCAAACCAAGUACUGAGUCCAGAUGCAUGCUUAUACUUUUCAGAGGUCUGAUAUUGUUCUAUGUACACUCCUUGUUUUAUUGAUUGCAUGUAAUAUUCUAAUUUACUGAGAUUGUGGAUUUGGGGUUUUCAUGAGCUGUAAGCCAUAAUCAUUGCACUUAUGAUAAAUCACGGCUUGAACUAUCUUGCUUUGCAUGUAAUGCAUCUAUCUCAAAUAUUAGUUUCCCCUUUUACGUUGCAUUACUGAAAUAAAUGCACGAUAUUCUAAUUUUUUGAGUAUCACCUGUGCAACCUGGCUACAUAGAAUUUAAAUAGGGAUAUGGUCAAUUAAAAUUGGCGCCAAAAUUUCAGCUUUAAAUUGUCAACCAAUGGGAAACAGUGACAGUCAAUAAACUACAAAUGUACAGAUCAUAUAUACAGUAUUGUAGAUCAUAUAAUGGGGAGUAUAAGUAUAUAGUUACAUUGAAAAAACUGUAAUAUAUUGACCGUAAUAUUGGCUUUUUUCGUAUUAGCCCAUCGGCAUCAGGGCUGGCCUUAGGUUUUCAGGCGCCCUGUGCAAGCCAAUCUUGUGGCGCCCCCUCCCUGCCAUCUUUGUUUGACUCCCUCUAGACCAUUUCAGGCACAUUCAAAAUCUGUCGCCUGCACCCCCUUCAACAAAACCGUGCCACCUUCAUCUGCCCCAGUUUAUCACCAGUCCCCUGCCCCCUGUUUAUCACUAGCCCCCUGCCCCCUUUAUCACUAACCACCUGCAUACUUCAAUUAAAUGCAAUAGUUUCUUUUAAUUUUUUUUAUAUAUAUAUAUAUAUAUAUAUAUAUAUAUCUAUAUCAAUAAGGACAAGCACUUACAUUAAAGGCUGCUGCUCCCUGGAUCCAGCUGUCAGUUUUUCCCACUCUGACUGACGCACCGACUGAAGAGCACCUGCUGCCCUGACACCCACUGAGCAGAUCCUUCCGACGUCGUGCCCCCGCUCUCCUCCUCCACGCUCCCCCUGCAUUCCAAUUCGGGCCGGUUUGUCAGUGACCGACUGCGAGCUGUGUUGGCCACCUGGCACCCCUGUUUCCAUGGUACCCUGUGCGGCCGCGCAGCUCACACACCCCUAAGGCCGGCCCUGGUUACAGUCACACAAAAAGGCAGACAAUCAGGCACAGUUACAGUCAGAUACAGUUACACUGGCAGACAGUCACACACAGAUUAGUCUCUCUCACACACACACACACACACACACAGUCACACACAGAUUACAGUAUCUCAAACACACACACACACAGACAGACACUGCUACAGUCACACACAGAGUACAGUCUCUCUCUCUCACACACAGGCAGACAGUCAGACACUGCUACAGACAGUCACACACAGAGUACAGUCUCACACAAACAGACUUACAGUCACACACAGAGUACAGUCUCUCUCACACACACACACACACACACACAGGCAGUCAGACACUUACAGACACUCACACAGAGUACAGUCUUGCUCUCUCACACACACACACGCAGACAGUCAGACACUGUUACAGACACUCACACACAGAGUACAGUCACACACAGGCAGACAGUCACACAGUACAGUCUCUCUCUCACACACACACACACAGACAGUCAGACACUGCUACAGACAGUCACACGGAGUACAGUCUCACACACACACAGGCAGACAGUCACACACAGAGUACAUUCUUGCUCUCUCACACACACACACAGUCACACACAGAGUACAGUCACACACACACAGGCAGAAAGUCACACACAUUACAGUCCCUCUCACACACACACACAGAGUACAGUCUCUCACACACACACAGUCACACACUGAGUACAGUCUCUCUCACACACACACACACACACAGGCAGACAAACACUGUUACAGACACACACACAGAGUACAUUCUUGCUCUCUCCCACACACAGACACAGAUAGUCACACACAGAGUACAGUCUCUCUUACACACACACACACACACACACACACACAGGCAGACAGUCACACACAGAGUACAGUCUCUCUUACACACACACACACACAGGCAGACAGUCACACAAAGAGUACAUUCUUGCUCUCACACACACACACAGUCACACACAGAGUACAGUCACACACACACAGGCAGAAAGUCACACACAGUAAAGUCUCUCUCACACACACACACACACACACAGAGUACAGUCUCUCACACACACACAGACAGUCACACACAGAGUACAGUCUCUCUCACACACACACAGGCAGACAAACACUGUUACAGGCACACACACAGAGUACAUUCUUGCUCUCUCCCACACUCAGACACAGAUAGUCACACACAGAGUACAGUCUCUCUUACACACACACACACAGGCAGACAGUCACACACAGAGUACAGUCUCUUACACACACAGACAGACACUGCUACAGUCACACAGACUACAGUCACACACACAAUUACCUGGAAGGGAGGAGUGGAAGCAGGGAUUCUUUUCUCUGCAGCAAGUACUUGGAGCUUCAGUGAGCUGCAAGCUCUGCCCCGGCUGCCUUUUAGACCCGCCUCCUCAAUGCAGUAAGCUCCGCCCCGCCCCUUUACUUUUAUAGUCCCUGGUAGGAAAUAAUGAACUCUCCAACCGGGGACUUGCUUCAGCUCCCCCUGCACUCACCCAGCCAUGUGCGAACUGUGUCGGCUGUCAGGGUGCCCCCUGCUCCAUGGCGCUCUGUGCGGCCGCACAGCUCGCACACCCCUAAGGCCAGCCCUGCUCGGCAUUAUGGGGAUUGUAGUUAUCUGCAUAGUGUAUAUGAUAUCAGCAAGAAAUUCUCACGUUUGCAGAUAUCAGGGGAAAGCUUACUGGCCUUAUUUAAUGUAAUAGGUGGAUGGAGGGGGAAAGGUGUAAGGUGUUUAUACCUUAAACAUGAUGGUAAUGGUAAAAUAAAAAGUUUUAAAUAGUGUGAAAAAAUAGCCAUGGCGGCCAUCUUGGUAGGGGAAGCUGUGAUAGGGAAUAAAAUAAUCGUGGCGGUCAUCUUGGGAGAGAAUACAGUCAUAUUGUGGUGGUCAUAUUAAGAGGGCAAAAAACAUUGUACAUAAGAAUAAAAACAUGAAUGACAUAUAAAGUACUGUAUUUUCUGGCGUAUAAGAUGACUUUUUAACCCUGGAAAAUCUUCUCCAAAGUCGGGGGUCGUCUUAUACGCCGGGUAUAGGGUCUAUAUGGCUGCCGGGGGCACCCUGCGCCCCCAUCGCCGGCCCUUCUAAUGCUGCAGCCGCCUGAGCACUGAGUGCUCACUUCCUUUCAGUCUGGCCGGGAACAGGUAGCUGAAUCUCCUGUACCGCGCGGUACCCGGCCGGACUGACAGGACGAAGAGGAGCUCGGCCACCCACUCUGCACAGGGAAGGGGAGGUGAGAAGAAUGUAGGGAGGAUUGGGGAGUAAAAAGAAUGGGGAGUAAAAAAAGAAUGGAGGGGGGGAGUAAAAAGAAUAUAUCGCAAUUAGCCUCCUGUGUGCUAGACCAGCAGGCAUGGAUUGUAUGCCCAAACAGCCUGGCACAUACCUGGGCUUUAAAUGCUAUUUCAGAUUAUCAUUAUUUAAUGUCUUGCUGUGUAGCUCUGUCUGCUCACUGUACAUCAUGGCUAAUUUUUAUUUGGUGUGCAUUGGAAGAGGGGUAGUCUUAUACGGCGAGUAUAUUCCAAACUCUAUAUUUUAAAUGGAAAAGUUGGGGUCGUCUUAUACGCCCAGUCGUCUUAUACGCCAGAAAAUACGGUAUAUAGUAUAAUUGCAUGAGUAUGUUUUGGAUCAAAGAAAACUUUGAUUAUUUGUCUAUCUACUCCUUCCAAAUUGAUUAAUUAAUGCGUGCACGCUUUCCCUAGAAGUAAUUCACACCGGAGACAAAGUUUCUGAUCAGUGAAAAACCAAGGAAUGCUUUAUUCCCCGGAGUGGGGGCUCCUUCUUAAAGCAAAAAUAUGUCACAGUUUAAACAUACAGUAUACAUUCACCAAUUGGUUAACAGUCUAAGGGUUCUUGUCUAAACCCCCCCUACAGGAUGUAGUGUCAUCAUUACAGACUUCUGGAUACACGAUGGGAGGGGGAGUGAGUAGUUUCUUUCAGUUACUUUAACAGUGAUUCUCCAUUUUGUUACACGUGGCAUAUAGCUGUUAACUGGCACAAAGGCAGUGGGGGAGGAGUUAGUAAAGGGAGCUGUUAACACAGGAAUUUUGGUUACACAAGGUUUGCUUGAUGGGAAGGGGGAUGCUUAGCACGAUGAAGAAUUUACAUAGGAAACAGCAACUGAACACAUUGUAAGGGGGGAAGGGAAUAUUUACUCUAGCAGCCAGUUUUAACAUAGUUAACACAGAAUAAAUAGACAUUAGUAAAUAGCCAUUUUAUUUUAAUUCAUCUGUCCAUAACAGUCCCCCCUUAAAAUGGCAAUUUUUACUAAAACUACUAUCUCACAUUCUAAUACUGUCCCUAUAGAAAAAUAACAAAAGGCUAUCUUGCACAUCUGUCUGAACAGGCCUCGAACACUUCACUGCGCGGGUAACCCGUAGCAGCUUGUCCACUACUUCUUCCCGCGACAGACUUCUGCCCGUAGAGACAGACGCUAUCCCUGAAUGUCCUUAAGAGGAAGUAGCUGUUGAUUUAGUGCGGUGGGACUGUAAGGGUGUAUGUGGUGUAUCACGGUCUAUGUCGUCAAUCUCUUGGUGAAGGAAGGUCGGGGUGGUCUGGUUGAUUGUCUGAUCAACUGUCUUUUGUAGGCAUUUCUUAAGACAGGGUAACACACAACAAACAAGAAGAGCGAGGAUGAUUAUCGUUAUUAAAAUGGCAACACCUAUUUGGGCCAGAGCACCUUGCCAUCCAGUCAUCCAUCCAAACCAUCUUUCCCAUGGAUCUGCGGCCCCAGAAUUUCGUUUCAGCUCAUUGGACAAACUCUUUAACUUUUCUAUUGCCAACGUUACCUUACCAUUAGGGCCUGCAUUAUCUGGAAUAUAGGUACAGCAUGUUAUGGUGUCUGGGAGUAUUUUACAUACUCUCCCUUUUUCUGCCAAAAUCAUUUCAAAGCUUAUUCUAUUCUGGAAGGUCAUCUGAGAGGUAGCUUGUAACCGCCCUAUCCCACCAUAUAUCCCAUAACAAGUAUAGUUCCUGGGAUAUAUAGUAAUGCCUUCGUCUGGGCAUAAUAUUUUUAGUAAUGAUUGGGUAUUAAGUUUCCAUGACUCGCAUGCUGACCGCUUAGGUUUAAAUACAGUGUAGAGACUUAAAACGCAUACUUCAUAUCCGGAGGAAGGUUCAGGGAUACUGUACCUGGGUGAGGCCUCGCUCCUCCGCAGACAUAGCAGUUAGACUUGUUAUGUUUAGUAGCAUUGUAUUUCAUCCAUUCAAGUCACAAGUUAGUGUCAGAGAAACCUGUCUCUACAGCCCUAGUAUCCUCAAAUAUGGGAUGACUACCAUGUCUUUUAGAGUCCUAAUGUGUGGUUUGAGGGGAUUAACAGUCAUGUGUGUGGCACCUACCCAUUCAGCUGAGUCAUACAUGUCCUGUAAGAAAAAGGUCUCCUGUUUAUUGUAUAAACCUCUUCCCUUCCAAUUCAGAUUUUAUUAGCCGUAAUGCUUGGGAAAAUAGAUUCAAACUUAGUUUCUUACCUUAAAAUCAUUUGGUACCCCCCUUGACACCCCUAUGGCAUUAAUAUACAUAUAUAUAUAUAUAUAUAUAUAUAUAUGUGUGGGUAAAACCACCCUUUAUAGGGGUACUCCUUUUUGUCCUGAAGCAUGAAUGAGGUGUGUCAAGAGUACCUUGGGGAUUGUCAUGUGUUAUGUGUAUGGACAUAAUAACCUAGGCUAGGGCACAUUUACUUAUUCUUAGAACUCUUGUCUCAUGCUACCCUAGUACUGGCAGAUUCAGAUCAUUUAAACAUUCAAUAUUAAUAUCACCACAAACUCAAGAUAAGCAGAUGAUCCUGAAGAAGCUUUGACUGUGCGUAUGGCACCUCAGACGUGAGGGCUGCAGGGUAAGGAGUAUGUUUGUUUCUCUUUAGUUUCACGAGGUCCCCUUUUGGGGUAUUCGGCUUUCCAUCGAUGGCAGAUGGACAGGCAUUAUUAUGGCCAUCAAAACACCCACUUGUUGAUAUUUAUUUAUUUAUUUUCAACAAGUAUCUUUGGUCUCUAAGAAUGGAGCUUCAAAAAGGGUUGUCAAGAUCAACAAAUGUUACUUCACAUGAUGCAGAGGCAGGCUUGAUUCUGAAUGAUGAAGCCACAGUGUGAUCUCUGUAACUUUCACGGUGCACUACUCAGCAUGUGGUCUUGGUUAUCACUUUGGUGGCUGGAUAGGCCUCUGGCCAUCCUGAAAACAUGUCUGCUAUAAUUAGUGCAUAUUUGAAUCAGCCAUUCUUUGGCAUUCUGGAUAUAGUCGACUUGACUCCUCUGGAAGAGAUAAUGAGGUUUGGCUAGAUGCUUGGGGCUUUCCUCCAUUCUUCCUGAGUUGCCCUUGGCACAAAUGGCACAAGAUUUACAGUAACUGUUGGUCAGAGAGGCAAUUCCUGGUACUUCAGAGUAUUUAUCGAUCAAAAGAGUUCAUGAGGGUUCUGGACAGAUGCUCCGUAGGCCCACUGGACUACUGCUGAGUAUAUGUUCUUGGGCAAGUAGAACUUGAGAUCGUUGAAGUACAGCCUGUCUUUAAGAGUUGCCCCUUUCUGUUUCCAGCUUGUGGUUUGUUUGUUUUUUCUUUCUUUCCAGGGUCAGUAGCUUGCUUGUUAUUCCUUCGGGAACUUGAUGUCUGUGGGUAGGAUCUUACAUGGUGAAUAUGGGAGUUUCUUCAGCAGACACUUUUCUGUCCACUUCCCUUAGUGCACUUACAACUUCUUGAACAACUUAGUCAGCCAGAGAGCUGCCACAUGCUUCCUCUGAGUUCAGUCUUCCUUCAGAGAUCUUGCAUGCUGUGAUGGGAGCCUAUAGCUCAGCUUCUUGUGCAGACAUUGUUGAGGUGAGAUACUUGGUCCACUGUAGUGACAGCAAAUCCGGAACAGAUCAUAAGAAAAAGGCUAAAAAAAAAAUAAUAGUCAGUGUCUUAUCAUUUCCCCCACUGGGAAGUGGCAGAAGAGUGGCCAGGUAAAUAGAGUAUCAUCCCUGCAGGGUGACAUUAUCCUGCACAGAAUUCGUCCAUCACAAGGAGAGGUGGGAUAUUGCAUGGAAAGUCUCAGGUAACCAGGGCACCAUUCGACACCAGAGCCUUAUCCUGUUAGGGAAUAGUAAGAGCUUGGACAGGCUUUGGGGCCUGUAUAAUUCAGGUAAAGGUAUUGGGGGAACUAGCUAGGACCCUUGCCUCUUGGUCAGGUUUCACUGUGUGGAACAAAAGAAAUAAUAAGGUGAUAGGGGCCUGCAAGUGGGGGAAGGACAUCUGCACCUAGCAGAUUAAUUGGACAGGUGAAGGUAACCACAAAGCAAGGCUUAGUUAACAGGCUACUCCAAGGAGAGCCAUCUACACUUAUGCAGGAGACAACAAUGUUAGACAGGAAUGAGGAGUCAGGCAGGCCUUGCUUGGUACAAAUAGAUGUCAUGUGGCCUGCUAUACAAGGCUGCAUAUAGUUGUUGGGCAUGGGCCUUACUAUGUACUAAAACUUAAGUUAAAAGAAAAUUUGGGACAACCUGAAGUGAUACUUCUCCACAGAUGCUAACUCAUCGUUGAUGACAUUGGUAAUACAGGUAGCCUGAUCAGCCAAUUUAUCUUAGGCUUAAACAAGUCACACCAUGUAGUGGAAUGGGUCAUUAGGAUUCGGGAAAUUCUACAGUAAAAGGGCGUAGUAAGGAUGUACGCGAUGUUACUUUAGGAGUAGACGUGGCUGUGGAUAGGGGGAAAUCAGCCUUAUCCAUUCCCAUAUAUUAUUCCUUUUGUCUUCAGUAUAUCCAAACCAUGGUUAUGUCCAGGCGUUAUAUACAGUAAUCCAUUAUCAGUCAUAAUAUUAAAAUCUCAUUCUCAUGAAUUAAAUCAAAGAUUUUAAAUCAACCUCAGAAGCAACAAAUAAUAAAUCUAUUGUUUUUUCUUCUGUAAAAUGAUUGGAGGUACUGUAUAAUUGCAUACACCCAAUAUAUCAUAGAUUGCAUGUCUCCUAACUUCUACAUUAGUGUAUUUCAUUCUGCCAUAUUUGCAAACUUGAUGUAAAUUUUUAUUUUAAUUAAUUAACCUAAUACUUUCUUAUAACACACAUAAAAACAAUGAAAGACAGUACAGACUAACAAUUCAUUUAAAACAAUAAACUAACAUAGAUCUCUAUUCUUGUGCUGUUCUUAAUUCUGGAAUCAGCCCGUGUACAUCUGUUGGCACACAUAUCCAUGCUCAUUCCCUAAACUGAUCAUAUCUCUUGAAGUUAUCUGAUUCUUAUAACUUUCUGUGUUACACUGCAUUGCUUGUCUGUCUCCUAAUUUUGAUUUAGCUAAAAUUGUUCUUAUUUGUCUGAUUAUCAGUUUACAAGGAAAGGCUUUAAUUGAUUUAUCUCCACAUGUAUUUUCUCUGUCCUAGAAGAAGGAGGAGGAGGGGGAUGAGGGCUGUAAAAUCUGCACUUCUUUCUCUGCCUAAAUCCACAAGUCGUUUUAACCCCUUCAUUAUUGGUUUAUCUCCUUAAGUUAUCCAAGUACAAAGCUACUUCUGUCAAAGUGCUUUUUUUUCUCUUGCUAACACAAUUGCAGUUGGAUCUAGAUCUUGAAAUUUUUUCACAAAUUCAUUAAUUAACUGAUCUUCAGAAAAAUCAGCAACAAGUCUAUAUGCACUUUCAAAUUUUACAAGAAAACGAAAUAUAUCCUCCCCCUUGUGUGGUUUUAGUUUUUCCAACAUUUCAGUGUCUGCAUUUUUCUUGUAUUAACACACACGUGCUUAACUUCAUUUGUAAGCUGGCAAAAAAAAUAAUUUCUUAAUUCAACUCUAUCCUCUAAUUCACAGACUUUUUCUGACAAUCUCUCACAAUUACAGUGUGUGCUCUCUGUUACUUUGUUACACUGGUCAUUUAAAUCUGAUUUGUCUUCUGUUAACAUAUUCAAAUUUAUUUCUUUAUCUGCUGAUUCUAAAUUUUAUUGACCUGCAUCUCGUUUAAAAAAUCAAUGCAUUGUAAGUACAGACUAGUUUCAUAACAUUUCUAAAUUUUUUUAUUUAUUUUUUAUUUUUUUUAUUAACAAACAAUUUUUGGCAAUUUCACUAUUGGCAAUUUCACAUUGUGUGUAUAAAGAUUGCCACAAUACAGCAUCUGAAUAGCUGCAAUUACAUGCAAACUGCAAUGUACUUUUCUCUGCAUUAUCAUUUAUGAAUUCCACAAUUCAUUUGUUCCAACAAAAUCUAACUUUCCUUAUUCCAACAUGCCAAUAACCUCUUACUUAACAACAUAUACAAGAUUACACAAAGUUCCUAACUAGGAUAUUCGUCCAGCAAAUAUACCUUUUUUUCCCUCACAUUCUUCACUGAGUUUACAAGCAUUUCACCCAUUCACCCCCCCCUGUAGCCAAUACUCAUAGCAGUCAUAGCAAGAGAAAGCAACAAAGAAGGAGGGGGGAGGAGGGAGGAAGACUUGCAAGCACAAAGUUUUUUAACCAUGUGAUUGCCUAAGCACAGCUCUCCUUAGGACAAAAGAUAGAAUAGGAGAGUAACGAUACAGAUUGUAUAGAUUACAAUUAACAUAUAUGGUACCCAACAAGACAUACACAGACAAAAGCACAAAAUACAAAGUCCUUAAAAUAAAUGCCGGCUUAUAAUAACUCAAAUCACACACACAGAAACACUCAAGCACAUAAACAUUAACUUUUCCUUUUCUUUUCUUUGUAACUCUACACCGAGCUUUACUAAAAGAAAAGGCACCAAUUCUUACUUUACCAAAUAAACUUAGCUAAAACAAAUAAAACCUUUAAACUCUAAACCGAGUUGUAUUAAACAAAUAAAACCAACAAAAGAACCGCCACGAUCUAAUUUUAAUAUAAAUCGAACAAAAAACAAACAAAAAUAAAACGCAUGGGGCUAUUAUGCACACCUGAACUCAAUAAUCGCCAGACUCUCAACCGAGUCUUAAUAAAACAAAGGAACCGCCAGGUUUUUUACCAAACGAGGCCAAAACAUCACUCACUAGCUUCUUUACCGAAGCUUAGCUAAAAAAACAAAAGAAAUCAUUAAACUCUCAACCGAGUCUUACUAAAACAAAGAAACAGCCAGGGUUUUUCCACCAAACCCGAACUUGGCUAAAUCUGUAAGCGCUUAACCACACUUGGCAGCAUUAUAUAACAGUAUUAAGCAAAUAGUAAAACAGAUUCUCAAGCAGACACUUUCACACAUAAAACUCACACACAGGACGUAGAUAGACAAAUUGACAGGUUCUAUUCAAAUAAAGGGGACAUGUGGGCAUACUAUAUACCUGUCGAAGACGUUAACAGGAAGCAGAAUGAAGGAACGGAGAGUAAACGAAGUCCAAAGAAAGGAAAAUAUAGGGUAAGUAACUCAUUUACCGCAGAGGUGAUCAGGCUCUUUUUUUUUUUUUUCAAUCUCUGGGGGUCUCCUCUCCGGUCCUGAGAUUUUACGGCUUCCUUAUUAACGUAACCCUCACAUCCCGGACGAGCCCCCAAAUUGUUUUGGAUCAAAGAAAACUUUGAUUAUUUGUCUAUCUACUCCUUCCAAAUUGAUUAAUUAAUGCGUGCACGCUUUCCCUAGAAGUAAUUCACACCGGAGACAAAGUUUCUGAUCAGUGAAAAACCAAGGAAUGCUUUAUUCCCCGGAGUGGGGGCUCCUUCUUAAAGCAAAAAUACGUCACAGUUUAAACAUACAGUAUACAUUCACCAAUUGGUUAACAGUCUAAGGGUUCUUGUCUAAACCCCCCUACAGGAUGUAGUGUCAUCAUUACAGACUUCUGGAUACACGAUGGGAGGGGGAGUGAGUAGUUUCUUUCAGUUACUUUAACAGUGAUUCUCCAUUUUGUUACACGUGGCAUAUAGCUGUUAACUGGCACAAAGGCAGUGGGGGAGGAGUUAGUAAAGGGAGCUGUUAACACAGGAAUUUUGGUUUUGCUUGAUGGGAAGGGGGAUGCUUAGCACGAUGAAGAAUUUACAUAGGAAACAGCAACUGAACACAUUGUAGGGGGGAAGGGAAUAUUUACUCUAGCAGACAGUUUUAACAUAGUGAACACAGAAUAAAUAGACAUUAGUAAAUAGCCAUUUUAUUUUAAUUCAUCUGUCCAUAACAAGUACAUGAAUGACGGUCUAAUACAUAGAAAGGAAUUAGACAAAAAUGAUAAAUGAUAUAUAAUGAAAAGCAGUCUUUUAGACAGAGUAAUUAGAGAGAAUGAUUAAAGGACCACUAUAGGUACCCAGACCACUUCAUGAAGUGGUCUGGGUGCCAGGUCCAUCUAGGAUUAACCCUUUCUGCUGUAAACUGCUAUGUUUACCAAUGGGUUAAUCCAGCAUCUAGCGGCUGUCUCAUUGAGGUACCAUCAGGGAGGUGAUGGUUAAUAGGUGUGUCAGACAUUUACAUAACGAUAGUAAUAAAAGAAAGUAUAAUAGUGACUGAAAAUGGGUUACAAACUAUAACCACUUCCUUUCAAAUGUGUGAUACACUAAAAGUAGUAAAAUAAGACAAAAAGCUCUUAGGAAGGUUGGAUGGCUCGAGUGUCAUCAUACAGGGAACGGUGUCACACGAACAUCUAAAGUUCCAUGCGGGAAAGUUGUUAUGAUAGGGGUGUCCUCAAUCACAAUGCCAUAAGAAAAACAACUGCGAUCGGGAUGUCCCAGAGAUGAUAACAAAUGGAUCCCAAGGAGAUAAUGAUUAGUAGAUCUUAUAUAACAAUAAUGAGAAUUAAAGAAGAUCCAAUGUUAGCCCGAUUAGGGGUCAUACUAUAAUAAUGAGUCGUACCAAUAAAAAUAUAUAAUAAGACAUAAAAAAGAUCAUAAAAAAUUAAAAAGGUCAAAGUCUACAUUAAGACCAUGGGGUGUUAGGGUUUGUAAAUUGAACACCCAUUGCAUCUUUGAUUUUCCAAGAAUAUUUUUUUUAUAUGUUCCCACCCCUCCAUGGAUGGUACACUUGAUGGUAAACAAGUGUGAUUGGCUAUAUAAUAGAUGCCGGCGGCUGUAAUAGGUGGAUGGCGAUGGUCGCCAACCAAUAGAUGGAGGGAGUGGCAGGGCAUUAGUAAUUGGCUGGGAGGUGGAGAGAGACAGUUCUACACGCCAUCUGGUGGUUGGUAGUGUAGUAGAGAAGGGAAAUAGGCUGUUAAGUAGGGAAAAGUAUAGGAGAAUAAAUACAUACAUACAUACAUACAUAUAUAUAGAUAGAUAUAGAUAGAUAAGUGAACAAUGUAAAAUGAGGAACCAGAUAUAUACAUAUAAAUAAGUCGGUAUUAGUAAGUGGGUACAUAAUACAUGAGGUAAAUAAUAAAUAUAAACAAAUGCAUAUAUUAAAUAAAAUUAAACAAGUCCGACUACAUUUAGACCAGAGGGGGUUAAUAUUUUUAAGUUAAAUACCCAUUCCAUUUCAGCUUUAUCUAGAAUGUUUUUUAUGUUCCCACCUCUCCAUGGAGUCACACUAUGCAUUUAAGUUGUUUUGCGUCAUCGUUAUGCAUACAAAAAUGUUUUGAGACUGAGUGAUUUCAAAUAUCCUUUUUUAAUAUUUCUGCAGUGUUCACUCAGUCUGAUUUUUUUGUUUUUUUUAGGGGGGGAGGGGUGGGGGCCUAACCGCCGACAUGAAUGGCCGCACGAUCCAUGUGCUCUGGGGAACAAUCUACUACUCAGCUUAAAAAAUACGCCUUAACACCGGAGAAAAACAACGAUCAGCUCAGAGCAGACCUAGGGUCACCCUGAGACAUUCCUAGGGAGACCUCCGACCGCAACCAGACGCUGAAAAUCGAACAAUCGAGGCAGGCGGUAGAGACACGGCCGAUCCUCCUGCUGGGCGCUCCACUGGAAACUGCUGAAGCGGUUGAGACCCCUUUCCCCCCGCCCCCCUGCCGGUGAGGGAUAUCCCGGUUCAAGCAAGCAGGCUCUCACACAGAAGCUAACGAGCAACUAGCAUACAACACGGGCAUUGAACGAUACUAUCUGACCAAAAAUGGCGGCGGCUCAGCAAGCUGGGGAGACACUGGGCCAACAAAUGACACUGGAGCAGCGAUUGAAAGACCUGUUCAAUAGCUUCUGGCAAAAACUGCAGAACAGAAAGGUCCAAACUUUAUUGGAGCUCAAGAAGCAAGCUGAACGGAGAUACCCACCUUCAGACAAACCGCACCCUGCGAACGGCGGGAGCUGGAGACAGCCCACGACACACAAGAUGAGGAGACCAACAAAGAAUGGCAAGCGGGUCCGGCACAGAGGACCACAGAGGGGAAGCAAAACCUGAAACGCUCACUUACUUCACACGGCGGCACCCGGGACCGGGAGCUUACAGCAGCACGCCCCAUCUCGGAUCCCCUUCAAGGACGACCGGAAUGUCGGCAUCAGGGAGGCAAGGGCGUUCUCACACCGGGACGGCGGUCAGCAAUGGCCCAUCCAUGGUUCACACGCUGUGCUCCUGAACCAAGCCUCCAAAGUUGGCGUGGGCUGACUCACAUGGACUGCCAUAAGGACUAAUCAUGCUAUGUUCACAAUUGAUCUCACAUAAGUUACUCAGAGUUAGCUACUCCUGUAUGAGUCCCAAUACCAUUUAGAUUUAAGCCCCCAGCCUAUGCCCACAACCUUCACUGGGCCUCUAAACCUCGACUCACCCCCGAAAUCGAGUGCUGCAGUAUUAGGAUUGUUUCGUUAAGCCUGCAUACAAGCCUCAAUUAGCCGGGUACCCUCUACAGCCCUAGUUUACAGUAGCUAUACUCUUGCACUCUCCCUAUUGCUGCCUUUGUGAAAGCAUUUUAAUAAUAUGGUCAUAUAAUGAAGCAUGCAUACUUUUUGUUUUACCUUAUUUUCAUGCCCCACCAGAUACCUAGCCUGACCAAAAUCUUAAGAUUAAUACUCUCAAAUCGACUAUAAUGUUUUCUGGGUAUCUACUAGCUUUCCUUCACUCGUGUUUCUAAGCAUGUACUAUAUACAAGUUUUCACCUAACCUUCAUAUAUGAGCGACCCAGAGUUACCAGGUUGAAUCAUACACCCACACACUUGGAACAUGCAUAUAAUUCUUGUGCUCUAGCCAUCUCACUAAAUAUGUGUGCAGUUAUCUCUUGUACUUUCACUUUACCAUAACGUGCUGAUACAGCGAAAUGAAACAAAGCAACACCUCUCUUAAUUCAAUACCUUACAUACCUGUUUCAUUGUGAAAUUAACAUGUUUCUUGCAUUUGUUGUUGUGACAUUGCAGGAUGAUUUGUUCACUUAUGCACGAUAAAAAUAAAGAAUUUAUAAAUAACUACAUAUUGGAGGCCACAUGGGCACUCCAGUAGGUAGAUAACAUUUUUUGUAGCAAAAAAUAGAUUUCCAGGCACUCAAAGUGUGAAAGCCGCAGGCAGCUUUAUUGUAACAAAACAGACCGCAACGGUUCGACCUACCAAGAGGUCUUUGUCAAGCUAACACCACAAGCAAACAAUGCUAGGAGUUAAAUCAAAUAAUAAUUCACUUAAGUUAUUACCAAGAGUCAACAAUUAGUCCAAAAUACACAGAUCAUAUAGAAUAUACAUACAUAAAUACAAUUUAAUAUAUAUAAUCUAUAAUCCCAUUAAUAAUUUACCCCUGUGUGCCAGAUAAGGGAGAGACAGAGCAGAAAAAAAUAAAAGAAAAAAUUUAAUAUACACAAAACACAAAAGGCAGGUAAAAACGCCUUUCCGGGCGCAAAAAAAAAUUAAUUUCCGGGUAAGUGGAACGCAUAAACGGCUGUUGGAACGCAAAAUAUAAACACCCUCUGAUGGGGCGGCAUCAGUGUCAAAGUAAUAAACGUUUGCGUAAUUAAACACACGAACGGCAUUUCAGAGUGUGCGCAUGAGAAUAUGUAUGUAUAUUCUAUAUGAUCUGUGUAUUUUGGACUAAUUGUUGACUCUUGGUAAUGACUUAAGUGAAUUAUUGUUUGAUUUAUCUCCUAGCAUUGUUUGCUAUAUGCACUUUUGUUUGUGGUGUUAGCUUGACAAAGACCUCUUGAUAGGUCGAAACGUUGCUGUCUAUUUUGUUACAAUAAAUCUGCCUGCGGCUUUCACACUUUGAGUGCCUGGAAAUCUUUUUUUGCUGCCUUAACGUGUUGGGAUUGCUGGUCCUGUUCCGGAGCACCUGUGGCCGCUGGGGGUGAGUGCGGUUCCUGUGACCAAUUUUACAAGAUAAAAUUUUUUUGUGUCACAGCUGAUAAAAUCCUUAAUUUUAUAGGUUUUAUUAGUUAUAUUCGAUUUGAAAGAAGUGGUUUUAGAGGGGACCGAGGGGUCAGUGUUUUACAAACAAUACAUCGUUUACACUUAUAAAAUCCACUGGCAUUGGAAAUAACAGUAGUAGUAUUAGGUUUGAUCUCUUUAGUAAAAUUGGUGGUUAAAAUAGACUUAAAAUUAGGAGCGCCUCUAAAAACGAUAUUUGGUUUAUCUGGUAUAAUGUUUUUAAGUAUUUCAUCUUCUUUCAAUAAAUGCCAGUGUUUUUUAAUUACUUUCUUUAUGUGAUCACUUGUAUUAUUAAAAUUGAAGAUGACUGGAAGGGGCAUGGCAUUAGUGGUUGGUUGGUUUUUAUACGUUAGGAGGUCUGCUCUUUCUUUUUUCUUAAUAGUAUCUAUAGUGGUGUUAAGAUGGGUGGGAUAGUAGUUUUUUUCGAUAAAUGUAUCUCUUAAAAAGUUAGCUUGUGUGUUAGUCGUCUAAUUGGGAGCAGUUCCUACAGAGACGUAGGAAUUGGCUCUUUGGGGCACUUUCUAACCAGGGCUUGUAAUGACAGCUAGAGCGCUCAAUGGCUGUAUUAACACAUACUUUAAAAAAAAAUAAAAAAAUUCUAUUCUCUUUAAUAAAAAUAUUGAGGUUUAAAAAGUUAAUAGAUUCUUUACUUGUUUCACAAGAUAAAAUUAUACCGCAAUUGUUUCGAUUAAGAUGGUGAAUAAAAGAGCUAAAAAGGUCUUCUGUGCCUUCCCAAAUAAAAAAUAAGUUGUCAAUGUACCUAAAAUAUGUAACCAGGUUUGUACGCCAGGUAUGCCCACCCCAUAAGGCCAUGGGCAUGCAUGGCGCACAUGACCAUUUAUGUGAUUUUAAGAAAUUAUGGUGCCCGAAGUCAGUAUGUGCAGCAUUUCACUGUGAAAUGGUGCACAUACUGAGUUUAGCCCCUUUGCUGCUGGAGGUGUAACUUCACCUCCAACAACGUCAUGGGGUGUCAUCAGCCAGCUCAGAACAAAAGUUUCAAGCUGGUAAAAGUCAGUUAUUGGCAAGUGACACUCAUUCAUUGGCUGAGAAUGGUCAGCUGAUGCUGCCAGCCAAUGAAUUAGAGUCAGGUUCGACAUCCUAUUCAUGCCUACAUAGGAGACUUGUCACACGGCAGAAGCAGGUAAGAGGACAAACCAUUGUAAAGCCAGGGGAAUUCAUCCUGUCAUUAACACCUCAGUGGGCUGUAGUGCUUAUGAUGGUUGGAUUAACCAUUUAAUCAAAUGGAGGGUCCUUUUAAACAAAUGUAAGGAAUCCUUACUUCUAAUUAAAUUGUGUAAGGUAUGUUUCAUUGCAAGUCUAAGUGAUUUCAACCUAAAUUUUACAAACAUAUGUAAAUUGUGUUGUGAGCGUCAGAGCGUUGCCAUGGUAACCCGCGGCAACUCUCUGAUUGGCUGGUAUCGCGAGACACUUACUACACAGUCUGCAACUCUACACCCAGUGGACCUGAAGACUGGAGGCGCUUGGCUCUCUUCCCCGGGCAGACUGAGCGGUGGGGUCCCAGUGUAAGCCCUUCCAGUGUUGGUCACAGACUGAGGACCCAACAGAUCAGUAACAGUCUGCCCUAAGACAAGUUAGGCCGUCGCAAGGCCUUAGGUAGCCGCAUAACUCACCUAAUUUUCAAAAUGGCACUAAGACAAGUUAGGCCGUCGUGAGGCCUUAGGUAGCCGCAUAACUCACCUAAUUAGCAAAAUGGCACUUCUCUGUCUCCUGCAAUGUCACAGAGGCAUGACCUCCUCCAGUGUGGUGAAUUCCAGUUCUCCUUAUAGAGGGGCAACUGGGACCUAAUUCACAUGUACGGCGAGUGCUAUGCACACAUUAAAACGUCCCAAGAAGCAAGCAGUGAAUCAUUGAUUUCCUAUGGUGUUUCUGCCUCACGUGAUGGAGUUUUACUCGGUCAGUGCAGUAGAAGCACCUCUAUUGGCUAUCAUACUUGCAACCGAUGGAUGUGUACUUAAACCUUCAAUGUUUUACAUUGAGUACAGGAACACGGUACCCAUACCAUUUCAUUGUGAUUAAGUAUUCUGGAUGACUAUAGUGUUCCUUUAUGCAUGAUAGGUACACUUUAAGGGGGCACAACUGAGCAGCUGAUGGUGUAAAGAGGACAAUACCAAUACUGCUGUUAUUAAAAGAUUUUGAAACUCACGAGAUAAGUUUGUAUCAUUUUUAAUUCAAAUAAUGAACUGUCAGUUGAUUUUUGAGGUUUUCAUGCUGUAUCAUCUUUUUGCCUAAUUUAUUUUUCCAGAAUCCUGGCUUUGAUUUCAGCAGAGCAGAACUUUCAGGAAAUUACAGCAAAGGAGGACCAGACUUUUCAUUUAUGGAAAAAUAAACACUAUAUCCUGUGAAUAAGAAAAAUAAACGCCUUCAUUAUUUGUUGUUAACAUUAAAAAAGUAAUAACUGAAAAAGCAUGGCCAAAUAUCUUUUUAUCAUGAAAAAUGUGUUAUGUAAUGAUUAGUUUUAUAUAUUACAUAUACUAAUCAACCACAACCUUAAAACCGCUAACAAUUGAAGUGAAUUGGUUAUAUUGUUAUAGUGGUAACUGUCAAUGAUUGGGAUAUAUUAGAGAGCAAGUGAUCAGGGAGUUCUUAGUGACUUUGACAAUGGCCAAUGUGAUAGCUAGUUGACUAGAUCAGGCCAUUUCCUUAAGGCAAGCCUUGUGGGGUGUUCCCAGUAUGCAGUGGUUAGUACCUACCAAAAGUGGUGCAAGGAAGGACAAUCCGUGAACCAGGGUCAUGGGCAUCCAUGGCUCAUUGAUACACAAGGGGAGGAAAGGCUAGCCUGUCUGGUGUGAUCCCACAGAAGAUUUACUGUUGCUCAAAUUACAAAGAAUGGCUUUAUGCUGGCCAUGACAGAAAGGUGGAAAAACACACUGUGCAUCGAAGUUUGCUGUGCCUGGGGUUGCCUAGCCGCAUACCAGACAGAGUUACCCUUGUCCACCACCGAAAGAGCUUUCAGAAGGGAAGUGAGUAUUGGAACUGGGCCAUGGAGCAAUGAAAGAAAGUUGUCUGGUCUGGAUCACAAUGGUUUUUUGGGCGGUUCAGGUGGAUGGCCGUGUGCAUCGUUUUAACAUGGUAGCCCGGGAAUGAGAAUUACCCACAUGAUGGCGUACCAUUUGCAAAAGAAGACAACCUAAGGUAUUGCAAAUGGGGUAUCUUCAGCCUUUUUUAGUAACCACUUAGUCACAAACACUGGCCAAAGUUAGCGUUUUUUGCAUUUUUAACACACAAACAAAUAUAAAGGCUACCUUUGGCCAGUGGCCAGGUGGCUGCUAAAAAAGACUGGACAUACCCCAUAUUGAAUACCCUGGGUUGUCUACUUUAAAAAAAUAUGUACAUAUGAGGUGUGAUUCGGGGAUUUAUAACAGAUAACGGUGUUACAAUGUCACUAUUGAUAAAUUUAAAAUAUAUAUAUAUUGAAACAGCAAUUUCCUACUUGUAUUUCUAGGUCUAUAACUUGCAAAAAAAAAAAAGCAAUAAAGCACGUAAACGUGUUUUUGAACUCGGGACAAAAAUUUUAAUCUAUUUAGCAG